GGGCCGGACGUGACGUCGACGGAGCACGCGUGUUGUUGCAGUGAGCGGAUCUCGUGCGGCAUGGAGGAGGCGGAGGAGGAGGGCAAGAAGGAGGAGGAGGAGGAGGCCUCUGAGGCUUUUGGUGGCUCAAAAGUGGCGGAGCAGCUGAGGGCGCUGAGUGUGGCUGCCGAGGGAGCCGUUCGGGAGGGGGGAGGGGAAAAGGCCGCACCGCCGCCGGACUGCGGCCUUAUAGGGGUUCCCUCUGACCCUCUGCCAGAAUGCGGCCUCAUAGGGCUUCUCUCCGGCCCUCCGCCAGAAUGCGGCCCCAUAGGGAUUCCUUCAACCCCUCCGCCAGAAUGCGGCCCCAUAGGGAUUCCCUCCGGCCCACAAGAGCUUCCUGAGGGAGCCGGCGCUUCCCUUGAUGGAGAGAGUCUGCCUGCAGUGGAAGAGGGGGCCCCGCCACUCGGAAAGGGCCCUUCUUUCUCUCAAUCGGAGGAGACGGAGCGAAGGGUUGGCCUCGAGGAGGGAGCGGAGCUGGCUUCUGGCCCCAAAGGAGAGGGAGAAAGCCUUGCACCAGGUCCCAGGAGUCCCUCUCAGCCUCAGCUGGAUGUGAAUGGCGGGUCGGAUCAGUCCACAGUCAUGGAAAUCAGUGGCAGUGCUUCUUCCGAAUCCGAAAGUGAUACCGAUUCAGACAGUUCGUCUUCUGACUCCUCUUCUUCUUCCUGUCUUCCGAUUCUGUCUGAAGAUGAUGAUGAUGAUGAUCAGCAAAAUAAAAAUGAAGAUAACACUUGCAGUACUACCAAAAAUGGUGAACUGCCUAAAGAAUCCCUUUGCAUCGAAGAUUUGAAAAUAAUUCUUCCUGAAUCUGUUGAACUGAUGCCUAUUGGGAAGGUUUCCAGCAUCAUUGGACAUUUAGUAAUUGUUGAGUCCCAGAAAGGAAUGCCCCCUGUGAACGAAGAUACUGUGCUUUUCAGAGGUGACCAUCAUUCAAUAGGAAAGAUCUUUGAGGUAUUUGGCCCUGUGUCUCAUCCAUUUUAUGUGCUACAGUUUAACAAUCCUGAACAUAUUGAAGCUAAAGGUAUUAAGGUACAUGAUGCUGUGUACUUUGCUCCAUCGGUUGAGAGCUUCACUCAGUAUAUAUUUCCAGAAAAAUUAAAGCAAGAGAAAGGAUCUGAUGCAUCAUGGAAGAAUGAUGAAGAGCCACCUCCUGAAGUUUUAGACUAUAGUGAUGAUGAAAAAGAGAGAACAGCAAAGCAACAGAAGAAAUCUCAGAAUUUAAAAAGAAAGAAAUUCAAAUCACAACAAAAUAAUGAUAAGAAUGGAAUUGAUUACCAGCCCAGACAACGUUAUUAUCCAGAUUGGAGGGAACCUCAUUCUACUUUUUCAAGAGGACGAUACCCACAUCCUUCUGCAUCUCCACGUUUUUUUAGACAUCAGGGAAGCACUCCACAACAAUAUUAUUCUAACUAUGCUGAACCUUCAGCGUUUCAUCAGCAGCAGAGGCCAGAUAAUUCAAGAAGACAUCAGUUUUCCUUUCCUCCCCCUUCAUUUGCGGCAAAUUUUGCACCCUCACCUAGACCUGCAACAUGGGGGUGGCCUCCAGGAUAUACUCAAAAUACAUAUGAUCCUUUGUUGUCACUACUCUCUCUGCCCCCACCACCUCCACCCCCACUACCUCCCCCAUCGGCUCCUGUCAACAGCAUAAAUCCUCCUUAAACUGAACUGUCCUUUAAUCUUUUCAAUGGUCUUUGAAAAUGUCAGAUUUCCUACUUAAAUUCUGUAUAUGUUGCAUUUUCUCGAGUUUCAUGUUUUUUUGGGGGAUGGGGGAAGGAUAGUUUAUGUUGUGUACAAAAAUGUAAACCUUAAAGUAAUUUUAUAAUAAAAUUAAAAUCUUAUUUUGAGAACAGGAAAUACUGGAAUAGGGCAGUUUUUCUUUACUGAAAUUUUGUAAUCCAAAUUCUUGGAUAUAUAUUAUUUUUAAUAAAUCUCUACCUUAUUUCUA
Anolis carolinensis (green anole) is the source of this 1981-nucleotide messenger RNA. It is a transcript of the gene naf1, whose product is annotated as nuclear assembly factor 1 ribonucleoprotein. Gene Ontology annotation, biological process: ribosome biogenesis; box H/ACA snoRNP assembly; pseudouridine synthesis. Gene Ontology annotation, molecular function: RNA binding. NCBI's taxonomy places the organism in Eukaryota, Metazoa, Chordata, Lepidosauria, Squamata, Anolidae. Bases 61 to 1695 code for a protein of 544 amino acids. The record is from RefSeq and is a predicted model, not a curated record. The transcript has 8 exons. Gene Ontology annotation, cellular component: sno(s)RNA-containing ribonucleoprotein complex.